AUCAACGGUGUUUGUGCGGCGAGCAGCACGCCCCCCAUCCAAAUGGGCGGCAGCCAGCCGCCCAUCGCCACCUCGGUCACGUCGUGCCGCCCCCGGCCUGAGCCGCCUCGACGCAGCCGAAGUCAAGGUACCCGAAAGCUUCACAAAUGCUUGUCGACGGCAUCCUAUUCGGAGGACCAAUCGUAUUAUUCGGGGGUGGGCAUAAUGCCGCCCCUCGGCGCCGCUCAAGGGCUGGCGGUGCCGGCGCCCGACCGCCUCACCAAGCAGCAGUUGAUGGUGGCGCGACAGUAUUGCAGUUUUGGUAGUACACAAAGUCACCACAUUUUCGAAUAGUGGUGGGAUCAAAGUAACUAUUCGUUACUCGAGGGCUCGUUACUCAUCCGGAUCAAUGAAUACCGAACCAAACUGCAAUCGAUUCAAGCUACUCAUCUCUACGUAAGGCCCAUUUUCAUCAGAAACAAGCGAAACGCAGUUUGACGAAACUAACCGCCGUAUGCACCGCCAAGCUACCUAAUCGUGAUCAACUAAACGCGUUUAAAAGUUAAUCCGGUUUAAGAACCCAGCUGGUGCACCGUUGAAAUUUAGCGGCGGAUUAGUUAAACCUUGUACGGAUAUGGCAACCGUGUUCUAGUGACUCGCGUUAUCAACUUUCAACUUUCGCCCGGUGUUCCAAUCAGAGAUGCCAAGUCUACCGAUUUGUCAAGGAACCUACCGAUACUAUGCAGAUUUCUACCGAAGAGUAACAAAUAAAAUUUAAAAAAUUAUCCGUGGAUUACUUAAAAUAAUAUAACAUAUGUCCAUUCAUGAUCAAUUGGUUGGUUGGUAAUAGCAGACAUUUUAUUUUAGCACACCUCGUAUUUUAGAGUUCCUUUUCAAACAUAAAAUGAAUCAAGCUCGCCAUAUAGAUCAUAAAUAUGAUAAAAUUAUGUUUUAUGGAUCCUGCAAUAGUGAAAUCAGGUUCCCCACAAUCGAUUUCUGAUGUUGCAAUAAUAUUUCCAAAUUUAGUAAAUGAUAGUGAAUUACAAGGUCUGAACACAGAAUGACGUCUGUUGCGAAAUGUUGAAGAAAUUUAAAAAAAUUCUGGAAAUAUUUUAGAGUUUUGGAGUCAAGUACAAACAUUGAAAUAUGGAGCUGGUACAUUCGUGUUUCCAAUUUUAUUUGUAACCUACUUAUUCUACCUCACUCAUCAGCCAAGUUGAACGGAUA
Messenger RNA from Dendroctonus ponderosae (mountain pine beetle), 1206 nucleotides. Its product is annotated as syntaxin-binding protein 5-like. Lineage: Eukaryota; Metazoa; Arthropoda; Insecta; Coleoptera; Curculionidae. The record is from RefSeq and is a predicted model, not a curated record.